AUGGCUGCAGUUGGAUUAAUCGGAAAAGCAAGCAGAGAAAAUCUAAACUAUAUUGAGAAGAUCAGAAGUGGCGAUAUGGAGGAGUCAACUGAGGACAUUGAAGCUCAGAAAAAGGACAAUGAAAAGAAAAAGCAAUUGUUGGAGAGAAGUUCAUGGUGGAUAACUACAAUAAAAGAAACACCACCCCCAGGGACCUAUAAUUUGCCGGAUUUUCUCCAAGAUGCCCAUUUUAACCCCGUACAGAAAUCUUAUAAUUUCAAAGGGCAGGGCAGGAAAAUGAAGUUACGCACGGCAGGGUCAGGCGAGAUGCUGCUACCUGGUUGCUACAACUUUCUUGAUCUGGCUUCCUUGACAUCCAAGCUCCCGCAGACGUACUCGUUCAAGAAUUCAUCGAGACAAGUUAUCCACCUCGGCAUCAAAGAUAAGGAAAUCAAUACAGAUCCGUGUCAGUAUAAUGUUGUUGCUCAACCUCAAGAGCCUCUCCCAUGCAAGCAUUCUAUGUUUCGUUCCGGAGUUAGGAGAUUUCCAACAAUCUAUUUUGCACCAAAAGAAGGUCCGGGCCCUGGAGAAUAUAAUUUAAAAGCCGAUGUCUCUCGUGGUAUUUCAUCAUGUUUCAAGUCAAAUGUACCCAGACUGCACUCAUCUUAUUCUAAGACUCCGGGUCCUGGAACAUAUGAUCCAAUGUGACAGCCUCUGAAACCACGACCCACAGUUGCCAAAAUGGGAAGUUUAAACAACUGCUUUUUCUGUAAUUCAUUUGACUUUUAAAUUGUGAAUCA
Spea bombifrons (plains spadefoot toad) is the source of this 779-nucleotide messenger RNA. RefSeq names its product sperm-tail PG-rich repeat containing 4 (gene STPG4). Gene Ontology annotation, molecular function: histone binding; chromatin binding. NCBI's taxonomy places the organism in Eukaryota, Metazoa, Chordata, Amphibia, Anura, Pelobatidae. The record is from RefSeq and is a predicted model, not a curated record. The transcript is spliced from 8 exons. Gene Ontology annotation, cellular component: female pronucleus; male pronucleus; germinal vesicle. Gene Ontology annotation, biological process: epigenetic programing of male pronucleus.